Messenger RNA from Penaeus chinensis, 5716 nucleotides. RefSeq names its product protein bric-a-brac 2-like. Gene Ontology annotation, biological process: regulation of transcription by RNA polymerase II. Lineage: Eukaryota; Metazoa; Arthropoda; Malacostraca; Decapoda; Penaeidae. Gene Ontology annotation, cellular component: nucleus. The record is from RefSeq and is a predicted model, not a curated record. Gene Ontology annotation, molecular function: protein binding; DNA binding. The transcript is spliced from 8 exons. The coding region runs from base 1385 to 3403 and encodes 672 amino acids.
GUUCAUGGUGAAACAAGAACAAUAUUUGUUUCAGUGCAGAACAUAAGUAAAUGAUGGUCUUGACAUCGCCAUUUCCUCUGGUAUAUGUUUUUAGAGCUGAAAUUGUUAUUUCUAACACAGACAGUUUAAUGCAGAAAAGUGAAAUGUUGAAGUAAUAAUGUGAUUUGGUGUCUUUCUAAGGAAGCUCCAGUUCAAGCGAGAAAAAGUAUGAAAUCAUUAGGAUACAGAGCAUGGGCCAAUUUGUAUUUUCUGACCACUGUUUCAGUUUUUUUUUUUUGUUUUUUUUUUUAGUUUUUUUUUUCCUGAGUAACAAAAAGAAAUCUCUGUGUAACGACCAAUAUCAGUGAAUUGAAAUAUCAUGAGUGUGAUGAAUUGCUCAAUAAGUGUAUUUUGGGUCAUCACUUUAUUGCCAACUAUAAUAUUUUAGAAAUCUUUGGAUUAUACGUUUACAGUGUACAUGAAAUCAAAGAUAAUUCUUAAUUCAAUGAUGGUAUCAAAAAUUUAGAUAAUCCUUCAACUUGUAUCUGAAAUUACUUCUUAUAGUGUAGUUGAGUUUUCUAUAUUCUUCUAUUAAAGUAUGAAGUCCUUACAGCAUUUCAAAUUCAAUAUACCUGCAAAAUUCAGGAUUAAAUUUAUUUUUUUUAAUUUGCAUAUAACAAUUUCUAUUCCAAGAAUUGCUAUCUAGCUUAUAUUAUAAAGAUUUUUUAAUGAUUCUAGUAGAAAGUAAAUGCAAACCCAAAAUCAAAAAUAUAUACUAUGAGGAGUACUUAUACAAAUCAAAAGCGUAGUCUUCUGUAUUUUAUCAUCUUGUUUACUUAGGGUUAAAGUAAAAUUGUUUAUUAGUUCAGUUAUUCCAUGUAUAUUUUAAAAUUAAUAUUGUAAUCAUUACUGUUGGCUUUUCAUUUAGUUUUUACGUCACAUUGAUAUGUUGUUCUGUUUGAUACUGUACUGAGCUGAAACAGAUAUUGGUACAAAUUUAUAUAAGACUUGCCCAGGCCUAGUGGUUGAAAAAUACUGUUUUACAUCAUAACGUUUGUCUGUUGUUCAGUAGUCUAUAUUAGUUAUGUUAUUUGUUAGAUUAUUAUCUUGAAAGAGACAGGUGAGAGAUGCAGUUUUCCUUAUUCAUGGAUAGUGUAGCUAUGGAGAAUAUGCAAAGACGUUUAGGGAUUAGAAGGAUAAGGUAAAGGACUUCCUGCACCUAUUUUUUCAUAAUAGAUAGGAAUCAUUGAGGACACCAGGUCAAUUUACAUGUUUCCUUUUGUACCUUGACCUUUUUGGGGAACUUUCUUUCAGAUUUGUUGAUUGGGGAAGAAGUCUAAGGAGUUAAAAUCUCAUGUUUUACCAGAUUAGUAAUGUAGUAUAAGAAGUCAGGAAUUAAGUCAAGAUGUCAGAAUACUGCCUGCGCUGGAACAAUCACCGGCCCAACCUGGUGACGGUCUUCUCAGAGUUGCUCACUUCAGAGGCUCUGGUGGAUGUCACGCUAGCCACUGAUGGUCAUUACAUUCAUGCUCACAAACUAGUACUUUCAGCAUGCAGUGUUUAUUUUAAGGAUCUUUUUAGGGCAAACCCAUGUAAACACCCUAUUGUAAUCCUGAAGGAUAUCCGCAUUGAUGACCUCAAAACAGUCAUUGAUUUCAUAUACCGUGGAGAGGUCAAUGUUGCCCAGGACAGACUCCAGGAUGUGCUCAAGACAGCAGAAUCACUAAGGAUCAAGGGGCUGGCCGAAAACCCACGUAGCUACGAUGAGAUGUCUAGUCAUGGUGCCCGCUUCUCACAGUCAUCAAUUGGCUCUCAGGUAACACGACAGAGAUCAUCACUUACUGACUCGCGAGAACAGUCCUCGAGCCUUGAAGGCGAAGAGGAAGCAGAACCCGGAACACCACCCUCAACCAAACGCCGCAAAAUCACACCUUCCCAUGACAGCUCAGAAAGUGUUCAUGAGGAAACGGAGAAUGACAACAAGGCCUGCUCAUAUGAAGUUAAGGACGAGCCAGUUGACGAUCGUGAAAAUGAGAGAUCACAGUCGAGGGGCGGCGAACAAGAGUCAAAUGUGAAUCGGGUUGCUGAUGCUAUGCUCAUGCUCCAGGGUGUCAGCUCAGAUAAUGCAGAUGAAUCUGGCAACACCCCCGGCACCAGUAGUGACUCUACCUUAACAUCAUCACAUUCACAAGGUCGUGGGAAGCGAGGAGUACUACAGCGACAACAUGGUAUUAUCCGGGAUGCUGCAGGUGAGGAGCGCAGGGAAGAAAACCGAGAAGCUACCCAUCAGCAGCAACACCCUCAGCAGUCACAGCAUCCUCAGCAACAGCUAGCACUACAAGAGUCUGGGAAGAGUGACAUAAAGGAUGUAAAGGGUGAUGCAGAAAAGGAGCCAGAACUUAUUAUUCCAGAUACUGUGGUGGUCUCAGGUGGAACAGUAACAUUGUCAAGUAAUCAGCCAACACUCCUUCAGGUGCCAACUAUGGUAGUGGGACAUAGAGACUCCAUUGGACCAGGACCACUACCCAAACAGCAUUCACAUCCAACACCUCCUCUGACCCCAACACCCAUCAUUAGUAAACAGUUGUCUCAUCCAGAAUCCCGAGGUCCACCAACACAUCAAGGACCCCCUCAAAUGUCUAAACAGAGAUCCCAUCUAGGUGUUCUGACACACACACCAUCACCAUCAGAAAGAUUACCAAGUACUACUACCACCACAAGCACUAGCAGUACAGCACCUCAACAGCAGCAACACUUACAGGUAAUUCCCAUGCAUUUAGUUAUGAAACCAAGACCCCCACCAGUAACCAUGCCAUCACAGCUGAGACCAAUUCAGCCAAAGCCUUGUGAAGGCCCAGCUGGUUCUGAACCACUUCCUAAGAAGGAAAUACCCUUGAUACGUCUGACACCUUCAGAAGAUGGAGGCAAUGUAAAUAUUAGUAGUAGUGGCUUUAAUAUGAGUGGUUGUACAGUGACUGGACCUUCCCGACCCAUAAGGGCACUGAGUGAGGAACCAGCUAUGUCUAGACAGUCAAUGACUCACACACAUGAGCAGUUAGCUCCAGGACCAUCUGUCUUAAUACAGAGUGUGUCACAAGAUUCAGGUCUAGACUCUGGUACUGGAAAUCGCAUGUUAAGUACACCUCAGCUAUCAGUGACAACCACACCUCCACUCAGACCUGCUUCUUCUCCUGGUCACUGUCCCGUCCUCCGUGGUGGUCCUGCUCUAGGAUGCAACUUUUGUUGGAACUCAACAGACCCACAAGGAAGAGUUCUUCGUCGAAAGACAAAAUAUCAUUGCCCAGAGUGUAGAACCAACCUGUGCAUUGUUCCUUGCUUUCAUGAGUACCAUAAACAGAUAGAACGUUCACAGGACACUGACAAACAGAUUACAAAGAUUCUUACGAAAACUAGUUCAUUGUAGUGGGUGAAUGGCAAGCAGCAGACAACAGGGGAAAAUUAGAAAGUAUCCUUUGAAGAAGAUCUAAGUGUAACAUUGUUAUUUCCAGUGCUAUGAACUAGAAUCUAACAUGAUCAAAAUGUUUAUUUAUUGAUGUAAAUAUUAGAUGAAAUCACUUUCACAUAUGCAUUCAGCUGUGUUCUACACAUAUCCACUAUUGCCAACAAAUGGGUGUCUAUCAGAAAUGUCUGUCUAGUUAAGAAAAAAAAUAUUUUACAAUUUUACAGCUAGAUAGAAAUUUGACUAUUAGUCUCAAUAGCUUCUUUUUUUCCUUCAGAAAUUUACCAUGAAAUCUCCAUGUCUGUUCUUUAUUUUGGUCAGAUUACAUAAGUAGCAGGAAAAGUAUAACUUUGAAGUUUGUUACAUGUAUGAAGUUGUUCAUAAAAGUUCAUAUAGCCAAAAGAAAAAAACAAAUAUAUGAUGUUGAACUUCAGUUGGCUGGUCAGUGAAAUACAAAGUUAUUUGUAUGUAUGUACAUGUAUUUUGUUAUUGUCUUAUUUUUUAUUUAUCUUUUUUUCUUCUUUGUCAUCCUCUUCUUAUUCUUCAAUUUCUCCAUGUUAGGGGGGGGGGGGGGGGGGGGAAUCAUUCAUGGCACACACAAAAAAUAAUAUGUAUCACACAAGGUGGUAAUGGUUUUAUGAGAGUUUGGUUAUUUCAGAUAAAAUGAGAUAAUGUAAAUUGCAAAAUACACAGCAACUAUGAUUUUGUACCAAUAUUAGUAUUUUUUCAACAAUUUCCAUGUUAUAGUUUCAUUACAUCUAUAAUGAUUUGAUUUUUAAAAGUAUUGAUUUGCUUCUUUUUUUAUUGUAUGUGAAUGUUUGUAUGAUUAUACUUGGUUUAUAAAUGGUGCUCAGGAACAAAACAGUAAUGGUAUGGCAAAGAGCAUAAGUGCAACACUCAAAAGGGAAAUGACAACUUGGGGUGCCAUUUCAUAUCAGUUGAUGGAACAUGCUGGUAGGACACAAUUUAAAUAGAUAUUCAUCAUAGAUGAAUACCAAGAAUAAAUUUAAGGAAAUUAAUUUAUGGUAAUUUUCUGUCAUAAUUUGACAAGGGAAUCACAUUCUGUCUCAUGCUGAGUGUACAGAAAAAAAUCAAAGUUCUUUGAAUACUAAAGAGCAAGUUAUACUCUGUUUCAGUUGUAAUAAAUAUAAUUUUUACUCUUGUUGAGCAUAUGUUUAAGUGCCAUCAUUUUUUUUAUGAAUGUAAUGUGCACAACACAGUUUCUAAUUGCUGAAUACCAAGGGUGCAAAAAUGUAUUCACAUAUUUUUUCAGCUCAUUGGUGUCCAUACAUAAGUCAGGUUUUCAGUUGAGCAUUAGGAUUUUUCUUGGUAUUGUUACAUUAUUUCAUUAUUUUCUUCACAUGCUCAGACAUUCCAGAUAUGACACAAAUUAUGUUUUCCAUUAACUCAUUUCAUAAUUUAACCAGAUACUAGCUUUAUCUUUUUCUUCCUUUGAUUGUGUGUUUUUUUUCUAGUUUAUACAUCCUGUUGAAUUAUUAUUAUUAUUUGUGAUGAUUAUAUCAUUUUAUUAUGUUUUUAUUUCAAUAGAAACGAAACAUUAAGAUAAAAAGAAAAGUAUUUAAUUGACAGAAUUAUUAUAUGAUAAAACUUCUGGUUCAGUUCUUUAUACUGAUGCCCAUGGCAAAUAAAAACUGAUCUGUGAAAUUACUGAAUCUGCAGUGGUUGCUGAUAUGGUACCAUUACAUCCCCAAAACAGCAUGUCUCUACUCUUGAGAUAAAAGACCUCAGCAUGUUGGAGAAAUGGAAUAUUUGAACAUUUGAACCACAAGACUUAGUCCACACGAUUGGCAGUACUUGGCAGCUAAACUUUGUUAACAAAUCACAUUCCAUUUUACACAAUAUGAUGGUGCGUGAUGAAUAAAGAUAACAUCAUAAGCAGAGAAAUCAUGGGCACCCUGUUGACAUACCUGUAGUUAAGACAAUAUGGCCAGUGUCUGCUGGGCACUGCUGAAUCUAUUAACAAUGCUAAAGAUAGAAAGUGCCCAGUGCUUGCUAAUCAUGUGGAUGGGGCCUAAAACUUUGGGUUACUUCAUUGGUUAAUUAAAAAGACAACACAUACAUGUCAAAGGAUUGAUACAGAUAACAAGAAAAAAAUCCUAUGUUAGAUAUAUUUUACCUGAAGAACAAAGUUAUAAAAAGCUAAUCAAAUGAUACAAUAUAAAAGGGACUGUGUUAAUAUAGGUAAAUUUGUUGCGUGGAUUCUAAUAUUGAGCUUGGCUGUACUGGGAUUACAUCAUUGCAUUAAUACUGAUAAAA